AUGCAUCAACACCUAGCUAUAGACCAGGCCAUCAUCACAGCAAUACAUCAACACCUACCUAUAGACCAGACCAUCAUCACAACAAUACAUCAAAACCUACUUAUAGACCAGACCAUCAUCACAACAAUACAUCAACACCUACUUAUAGACCAGACCAUCAUCACAACAAUACAUCAACACCUACUUAUAGACCAGACCAUCAUCACAACAAUACAUCGACACCUACUUAUAGACCAGACCAUCAUCACAACAAUACAUCAACACCUACUUAUAGACCAGACCAUCAUCACAACAAUACAUCAACACCUACUUAUAGACCAGACCAUCAUCACAACAAUACAUCAACACCUACUUAUAGACCAGACCAUCAUCACAACAAUACAUCAACACCUACUUAUAGACCAGACCAUCAUCACAACAAUACAUCAACACCUACUUAUAGACCAGACCAUCAUCACAACAAUACAUCAACACCUACUUAUAGACCAGACCAUCAUCACAACAAUACAUCAACACCUACUUAUAGACCAGACCAUCAUCACAACAAUGCAUCAACACCUACCUAUAGACCAGACCAUCAUCACAACAAUACAUCAACACCUACUUAUAGACCAGACCAUCAUCACAACAAUGCAUCAACAACUACUUAUAGACCAGACCAUCAUCACAACAAUACAUCAACACCUAGCUAUAGACCAGAUCAUCAUCACAGCAAUACAUCAACACCUAGCUAUAGACCAGACCAUCAUCACAACAAUGCAUCAACACCUAGAUAUAGACCAGACCAUCAUCACAACAAUGCAUCAACACCUAGCUAUAGACCAGACCAUCAUCACAACAAUGCAUCAACACCUACUUAUAGACCAGACCAUCAUCACAACAAUGCAUCAACACCUAGAUAUAGACCAGACCAUCAUCACAACAAGGCAUCAAAAACUAGAUAUAGACCAGACCAUCAUCACAACAAUGCAUCAACACCUAGAUAUAGACCAGACCAUCAUCACAGCAAUACAUCAACACCUAGAUAUAGACCAGACCAUCAUCACAGCAAUACAUAACACCUAG
Molecule: messenger RNA, 1065 nt
Organism: Biomphalaria glabrata
Lineage: Eukaryota; Metazoa; Mollusca; Gastropoda; Planorbidae
Exons: 1
Coding region: 1-1065 (354 amino acids)
Source: RefSeq, a predicted model, not a curated record